This is a messenger RNA of Paramecium primaurelia, 522 nucleotides long. NCBI's taxonomy places the organism in Eukaryota, Ciliophora, Oligohymenophorea, Peniculida, Parameciidae. The record is from the annotation of a GenBank genome assembly.
AUGCAAGUAAAACACUACAGAUUAAUUUCUGAACUUUAUUCUCCUCAGAAUAAAUCUUCAUCAUCUGAAAACAUCUUUCGAGUAACCAAAAUAAGUAGCUCAUAACCAAAAUUAUCAUCUCUAUUUCCUUCAAGAGCCACACUCAGCACAGGUCAAUCUUUCACUACAAAUGAAUCAGCUAUGAAAAUCUCUGCUAUUAUACCUAAAACACAUGAUGAAAGACCUUAUAGCAGAGUUACAACAGGAUUUCAGAAAAAUAGAACAUAUUUAGAUUGUAAAAGAUUGACAUCAUAAACUAAAUAUAUGUAAACACUUGAUGAUUGGGAAAUGAACACAAUUGAAGAGAUUCAAAUGAGAAGAACUUCUAAUAAACAAACAAUUAAUUGUAAAUAAUUAUGUGAUAACAAUAUUGUAAAUAAAAUGCAUUUUACAUCAUAAAAAAAAGUCAAAAAAAAUAGUAUGUCAAAAGUUAUUAUAAUCAAUCAUUAAGGCAAACCUAAAAUAUAUUAUUAUAUGCAAUGA